AUGCCUCGUGGCCUGGGCGGCAGCGGCGGUGGCGCCAGCGGCGGUAGCGGGAUCGGCGGCGGGGGAGCCCGGGGGUACGAGAGGCGGCGGUGUGUGAGCGACUGUCUGAAGAGGCACCAAGACCAGGCCCUGAGCAGCCAUAUGUACCUGCUGCGGGAGACUGGCCCCACCGGCUUCCUGCUGAGCGAGGAGGAUCCCAACGGCUGCAACUAUCGAGUUUUCCUUGGAGAUCCUCACACAUGUAGCUGUUCCACAUUUCUGAAAGGAAAUGAUCUUUGUAAGCAUAUCUGUUGGAUAUUAUUGAAAAAAUUCAAGCUUCCUAGAAAUCAUGAAUAUGCUUUUCAGUUGGGCCUUGUGGAACGAGAAAUCAAUGAAUUACUACAGGGAUUACAUCGAGUCCAGACUCCAGCUCCAACUGAGAGACCACAUAUUGAAAAAGAUGGAUACCUCAAACAAAAAGAAAUUUGCCCAGAUGAUGUCUGCUCCAUAUGUCAAGAAGAGCUUCUAGAAAAAAAGCUACCAGUAACCUACUGCAGGUAUGGUUGUGGUAAUAGUGUUCAUAUAAAAUGUAUGAAAAUCUGGGCUGAUCAUCAGGAUAAGUCAUCAAAAAAUUCUGUUGUCAAGUGCCCUCUGUGCAGGGAAGAGUUUGCACCCUUAAAACUUAUUUUAGAUGAAUUCAGAAACUCCAACAGACUUGUGACAGCAGCAGAGAAAGAAAGGCUUGACAAACACCUUGGAAUUCCAUGUAACAACUGCAGACAGUUUCCAAUUGAGGGAACAUGUUACAAGUGCACUGAAUGUACUGAAUAUCACCUAUGCCAUGAAUGUUUUGCUAAUUGUUGCCAUCCUCUACAUAUUUUUACCUUUCGACAGAAGAGAAAUCAAAGGUGGAAAUCACUAGAAAAAAAUCCAGGGUUAUGUCCUUCAGGGAGAAUUAUAAAAAAUAUAGAACUUACAAAUCAGACUGAAGAAGAUAUGACCCACCUUGAGAAAAGUAUCAUUUGCACACCAAAGCAUGUAGUAACAUCACUUCCUCUCAUAUUAAUUACAAAGAACAGUAAGCUGCUUGCUCCAGGAAACCAGUGUCGACUUUGUUUGAAGGCAUUUUGUCUUGGUCAGCAUACAAGACUAUUAUCAUGUAAUCACAAGUUUCAUAGGGAAUGUAUUGACGAUUGGUUACUAAACAUAUGUAAUUCAUGCCCUAUUGAUGGCCAAAUUGUCUAUAACCCUUUAAUCUGGAAAAAUUCACUGAUUAAUGGACACAUACAAAAGCAAGUACCACAUACAGCUGCCACUCAUCUGUCAAAACAGGUGUAUCCAGAACUUUUUAUACCUGGAACUGGAUUGCUUUUUAAAGAAGGAAAAUUUGACCAGUUAUCUGAAAAAUCUAAAGAUAAUUUCAAAAGACUCAAUAAUCAUCAAGAUUCAACAGAUUUGAAUGAGAAUUUAACAGUAGAUAGUCUGCACCCUUUGCAAUCAAGUGAUCCAGAUUCAAGUAAAUUAAUCUUUGAUUAUAAAAUAAAUGACCAUUUCCCUAGCUAUCUUCAGGAUUCAUCCCUUAGCGCUGCAGGGAAAAUGUCAUCCCAAGUUUUUCUUCCUUCUGUUACCAAGACUGGAAUUUAUGCUAAACCUGGAAGCCCAUUUGUCAACAGAAAGUUGUAUCACCCUGAACAAAAGCCAAAGGGGAACAGAGAGUCUCAGUGCAUGGACGAUCUUACGCUGAAGAAGAUUCUUGCCACUAAAAUAAGAAUUGACAAUGAAAGUUCAGAUAUUACAUUUCCAGGGGUUUUUCAUCAUAUGGCAAACUGGGGUACAACUAACCCUAGCUCAUCCAAAAGGGAGAAUAAUAUUAUAGGAAAAAUCAGACGAAACCAUGGUCUCCUGUCAAAAAGGCCUAUAUCAAAUACUUUAAAUACUGAAGCUCAAGAGUUGUCUUUAAUAAUGGAAGGAGUUCCUCUCUCCAAAAGCUAA
Molecule: messenger RNA, 1971 nt
Organism: Trichosurus vulpecula (common brushtail)
Lineage: Eukaryota; Metazoa; Chordata; Mammalia; Diprotodontia; Phalangeridae
Gene: ZSWIM2
Product: zinc finger SWIM-type containing 2
Exons: 9
Coding region: 1-1971 (656 amino acids)
Molecular function (GO): zinc ion binding; ubiquitin protein ligase activity
Source: RefSeq, a predicted model, not a curated record